CUGAUCUCUGGUAGGCGCAAUUCUGAUUAGAAGGUGAGAUGCUGUCAGAGUAUCUGAAGUGACGCGACUCAGUAUGCUACUUGAAGAGCCCUAGUCACUCUAUUUGGCGGUCCUAGUUCAUGCAAUUUCCACCAACCAGGUCCCGACUACUCCUAGAAUCCCUUGCCCCAACCGAUGGAUGUUUCAAAACGUCGCCAUUUCUCCGAUCCGCUUUUACAAAGGCAUCUUGAAGCUUUGCAAAGAAAAGGAAUUUCUCCUCUCAAGCUUCCGUAGUUUGAAACCGAAGGCGGAGAAUUAGAUUAAACAGCUCAAAGCAGGAAUGAAGCCGAGGGCAAUAUAUGUAGACGCCAUGUACCACUUCGCCAGAUCUACUGCAUAGAGACCUGUUAACAGUUCCGAACCCAACUAUUCUACUGGUCCUCACAAAAUGCGUCUCUAUUUCCCACUCUUCUCCCUACUUUCCGUGGCCCUUGCCGCAGGCAGAACCUCCCCUCCCUCCGGCUGUCUCGUCGUCAGCAAAACCGCUUCAUCUGGCCAAUACAAGACAGUGCAAUCCGCCGUCAACGCCCUCAGCACAACCAGCACCUCCCCUCAAUGCAUCUUCAUUUACCAAGGCACCUACAAUGAACAAGUCUACAUCCCCUCGCGAAAAGCCGCCCUGACGAUCUACGGCUAUACAACAGACACAUCGACCUACACCGGCAACACCGUCACCAUCACCCAAAAGCUCAGCCAGGACGACGUCGCCAACAACGACCUGACAGCUACUCUGCGCGCCCACUCGGCCAACUUCAAACUCUACAACGUCAACCUGGUCAACACGCGGGGCCAGGGGUCGCAAGCCCUCGCACUCAGCGCCCAAGCCGACAAACAAGGCUACUACGGCGUCCAGUUCCACGGCUACCAGGAUACGGUUCUCGCCAACACCGGCGCGCAAUUGUAUGCCAAGUGUCUUAUUGUCGGCGCGACGGAUUUCAUCUUCGGUCAGACUGCGACGGCUUGGUUUGAUAGGGUCGAUAUUCGCGUGCUGGCUGCUUCGAUUGGAUAUAUCACUGCUAAUGGACGCGACUCUGAGUCCAACCCUUCGUUCUACGUCAUCAAUAAUAGUAAUGUUGCUGCGGCGUCCGGGAACUCGGUUAAGGCCGGGACGUACUACCUUGGGCGGCCGUGGAGGAAUUACUCUAGAGUUGUGUUCCAGAGGACGAGUCUGUCGAAUGUGGUGAACGGGGAGGGAUGGAAGGUUUGGGGAAGUUCGGAUCCAAGGACUGAUCAUGUCUAUUACGGCGAGUAUGCGAAUACGGGGGAUGGGGCAAAGGGAACGAGGGCGGCGUUUGCGAAGAAGUUGGCGAGUCCGGUGGCCAUUGAGACGGUCUUGGGGAGUGGCUAUCAGAGUUGGGUGGAUAGGUCGUACCUCUCGUAGAUAUUCGCAAGGUAGCGUUUGUUUGCACCGGUAUUCGGACCUCCAGUUCGCAGCUUGCGAG
Molecule: messenger RNA, 1481 nt
Organism: Westerdykella ornata
Lineage: Eukaryota; Fungi; Ascomycota; Dothideomycetes; Pleosporales; Sporormiaceae
Product: carbohydrate esterase family 8 protein
Exons: 1
Coding region: 428-1420 (330 amino acids)
Biological process (GO): cell wall modification
Molecular function (GO): pectinesterase activity
Source: RefSeq, a predicted model, not a curated record